AUGGUAGAACUAAUCACGUCACAUCUGGUGGACCAUUUGGUGGUGUACGGGCUGCAGUAUCUUCUGCUCUGUUUCUUUUUCCUGGCUGAGCUGGCGUACGUAAAGCAGAAUGUGUCGGAUGGAACGUCCAGACGAUCCGCUUACAGCAUGCUGUCGGUGUUGUUAGUGCUCGUUACACUGCUCGCCGUCAUUCUGGCGGCUUACCGCUUGGUCGACGACUCUGUGGCGGGAUUGAGAGAUGGUUUGGAGGCUACCUCUAUGGUAGCCGUGCUCUGCCUGCAGAUUUAUUCCACCCGCCGUAAUGUGGAUCACGUUUAUUUGUUUACCUUUUGGACACUACGGUUGCUUGCCCUCUCGAUCGACGUCGCGUUCGAUCGGGCGGAUGCGUACGAUGUGACGCAUCUUACGCUUGCCGUGUUUUGGCUGUGCCUGUGCGGUGUUAGAGCGCUGCGUAACGAUGCACUUUACACCAGCACCAGUGCCACCAAACCGCGCGAGCCGAAUCUACUGCGAAGCUUAUUCUUUUCCUGGCUGGAUGAGACCUACCGGGAAGCGCAUCGGGGCAGUGAAACGUUUCACGAGGGCAAGCUGUUUGGCAUACUGCCGGACGACCGCCGCUGCGAGUCACUGUUGGACCGGUACGAAAAAGCUAACGCGCACCGUGGCUACACGGCGGUGGACGACGGUAGUGGACCGGCGAAAGGGGAAAACCAUCGAUUUACCAUCCGUCGGCUGCUUGCCCCGUUCUGGCGUGACAUCCUACUAACCGGGUUGAAUCGGUUUGCAUUGAUCGUGUUUUACUUCCUCUGCCCGUACCUCUUACGGGUUCUACUUGAAGAAAACCAAUCUCGAACGUACCAGAAGUGGAUUGUGACGGCACUGUUCGAUGCGUCGAUUAUGAUUGCCCUGCUCAACACGCAGUAUCAGCACGCCACCCAAGACAUAGGGCUGCGCAUCAAGUCCAUCCUGAUGGGUGCCAUCUAUCGAAGCAUUCUUGCUCAAGCUUCCACCAAAAACACAUCGAGCGCUACGUUAACGACCGACACGGCUGCUUUUGUGCCGUUCGUGCAGGACAUACACAUGAUGUGGUCCGGGCCGCUGAUCAUUGUCGUGACAUUCGUUGCGCUUUGGUUGUGGGUUAUAGGGGCAUCAAGCGGUGCCGUAGGUCUGGUUAUAAUGAUAGUCGUGAUCUCCAUCACCAGACUGCUGGCGCAAAAGAUCUCCCGGCAGGAGGAAAACAUUAGGCGCUGCAAGGAUCACCGUGUGCGGCUAACAACCAGUUCGAUCGAGCAGAUGCAACAGAUCAAGUCCGACCUGUUGGAAGAGUUUUUCGAACAGCAGAUCGGGGUGCAUCGGACGGAAGAGAUGCGCCAUAUGCGUACCUUCGUAUGGUACGAUGCGUUGAAACACAUGCUCAGCAUCGUCACACCGACGGUCGUUGCUUGCGUCACGUUUCUGUUCAUGUAUCUCACGGGUAGCGGAUCGUUGCUGACCGUACAGUCGAUGUUUGUAGCGAUCGCACUGUUUAACAUAACGCGCUAUCCCAUGUCGGUGAUACCGAACCUAAUGACGAACUGGAAGAUCGUCAACGAGAAGCUCGACGGUAUCAAUGCGAUAGUGUGCGAUGGUCGAACGGACGAACCGACGGUAACGAUGCAAAAGAGCACGGUAAAAAAUGGAACGUACCGGGGAAGCCUCGAGAAAAUGCAAGACGUGGUGCAUACGUUCGUCGAUCAGCUGGAAGACUCGAUCACGCAAUACUCGGCAAAGGCCGAGAUACUAAAGUUCGAUCGGGCACAGUUUUCGAUCGCGAACAGAGUGAUCCUACGCGACAUCACCAUGAAGGUGCGGGCGGGCACUUUUACCGGUGUAAGCGGUACUCAUGGUGCCGGCAAGACGACACUCUUGCGGGCGAUGAUCGGGACGGUGCGGAGAACAGCGGGAACAGCCACCAUCACGUGGAAUCGGGUGUCGUACUGCCCGCAAACACCAUGGAUCCACAGUGGCACCAUCCGGAGUAAUAUUCUGUUCGGGCAGGAGUACGAGCAGUCGCGUUACGAGCAGGUGAUACGUGCCUGCUGUCUGGAAGAUGAUCUUAAGACAUUCCCCAACUAUGACGAGCGUGUCGUAUGUGAGGGUGGCCACUCACUGUCUGGUGGACAGGCGCGAAGAGUUUCGCUAGCCCGAGCCGUCUAUCGACGUGCGGACAUUUACCUUUUCGACGAUGCACUCCGCUCACUCGAUCCGAACGUGUCGCGCAAGGUGUUUGAUAAUGUGUUUCAUCGCGCGAAUGGUUUGCUGGCGGACUGUUCCUGUGUGUUUAUAUCGCACGAUCCCGACCAUCUUGCCGUAGCCGACACAGUGCUGGUGAUGUCCGAAGGUACCAUCGAUAAGGUACUGACACCAGCCGAAAUAAGUGAACAAAUUGUUCAUCAGCUUGCAGAAGAAAAUGAAGUCGAAUGUGAGCAGCAACCAGUGGCAGCAAAGGCAGCAAAUCCCAAGCGCAAUACAAAGCGUUCCAGGAAAUCGGAAACAAAGCCCAACGAAAAUACCCGAGGUAGUGUGUCACUGGAACUGUACGUAAACUUUCUACGCAUACUCAAACCACUGUACUGCUUCGUGGUAGUGGCGCUGGAAGGAGUAACCAUCUUGAUGGAUAUCUUUAUCACCACUCUGCUGGCAGGAUGGGCCUCUAGUGCCAAGGAGACGAACGGAGAUUUGCUCCAGAGCUUCUGGGUCAUGUGUGUCUGGAUAUUGUCGGUGUACCUCAAGACAGUGCUGCUUCAAUGGGGAGGUUUACAGCUGUCAAAAUUCGUCCAUUCCCGCAUGCUUUCUACUAUUCUGCGUCAACCGAUGGAGUUUUUCGAUCGUAACGAUUCCGGCGUGAUUGUGAACCGCUUUGCGAACGAUCUUCACAUAGUCGAUGCCAAGAUCAUCACGAACCUGCGCUCGGUGCUGAGCGCCUCGUUUAGUGUGCUUGGAACGUUGGUACUGUUUGUCUGGAAGCUGUACAGCAAGGUUAUGUUGUUUGUCGCGGCAUUUGCGGCUGCCGUCGUGUUAGUUUUCGGUCUGAGGCGUUUAUUAAGCUACCAUCUGCAGGUGGCACGAACGUUGAAGCGGUUUGAGGCAAGCUCGCGAUCACCGAUCAUACUGCAGUACAAUGAAACGCUGCAGGGCAUCGAUACGAUCAAGGCGUACGAUGCGGAGGAACGAUUCCAUCGACAGUUUCUGGAACGGAUCGAUACGCAUCAGAACUACAUUUACCACAACAAUUCCGCAAGCCGUUGGAUAGGCAUUCGGCUUGAGUUUAUCGGUGCGAUGGUCAUCUACUUUGUGGCACUGCUUACCGUCAGCAAUCAGUCGAUGGUUGGGUUGGCUUUCGUUGGCAUUAUCGUCAGCUACGUGCUGCGUUUGAUUCCUUCCCUCAACGGUCUGCUGUUGGCGUCAGGCGCACUGGAGGAGAACAUCAUAUCAUUCGAGCGCGUCACACAGUAUUUGAAUUUGCCACGCGAAACGAAUGAUGAGACAGGUGGCGAUUAUCCGAUCACGCAAGAGGAAAAACUACCCGUCCGAGGGCCAAUUGAGUAUCGUGACGUCUCGCUAACGCACUCCGAUGGAUCGACAGUGCUCCACAACGUUACGCUUACGAUUGCGGCUGGAGAAAAGUUGGGUAUCGUAGGUCGUACUGGAUCUGGGAAAUCGAGCUUCAUUGGGACAUUGUUUCGAUUUUACCCGCAGCACACAUCCGGAACCAUUCUCAUCGCUGACGUAGGGUUGAAGGACAUAUCGCUGAAGAAGUUGCGCGGUGAACUGACACUCGUCCCCCAAAGUACAAGCCUGUUUUCCGGGCUGGUGCAGAACUUCAUAGAUCCAUGGAAGACACAUACGACCGACCAGUUAAACACCAGUCUGCGCGAGUGUGAGCUGGGAAAUGUCAACCUAGGUGCGACACUGCAGGAACUUUCCGUUGGCCAGCGUCAACUGCUGUGCCUGGUGCGGGGUUUGUUGCGUAAGAAACCGAUCAUCAUACUGGACGAAGCUACCUCAGCGCUCGAUGAAAACACGGAAGAUCUCAUACUGAAGGUGCUGCACGCACGGUUCCAUGAUCGUACCGUUCUGAUGAUUGCCCAUCAUCUGAACACAGUGAGGGGCUGCGAUCGUAUAUUGUGGUUACAGUAUGGACGUGUGCGUAAAAUUGCCCCGCUGCAGGAUUACACGGCGGAAGAGCGGAACGAGCUAGGAUUCCGAGAUUAG
Anopheles marshallii is the source of this 4254-nucleotide messenger RNA. RefSeq lists its product as uncharacterized. Gene Ontology annotation, cellular component: membrane. Gene Ontology annotation, biological process: transmembrane transport. Gene Ontology annotation, molecular function: ATP hydrolysis activity; ATP binding; ABC-type transporter activity. Lineage: Eukaryota; Metazoa; Arthropoda; Insecta; Diptera; Culicidae. The transcript has 4 exons. Bases 1 to 4254 code for a protein of 1417 amino acids. The record is from RefSeq and is a predicted model, not a curated record.